UUCGUUCUUUGAAGAACGACGGGUUUGCGCAGUUAAUCACUGCCUGCAUUACGUGAUAAUUUAUAUAUGUAAAUAUAUGAAUAAAAUAAGUAACGGGAUACUUCAUAUAUUUAUAUAAAUAUAUAAAUAAAAUAAGUAUAAGCUUAUAAAUAAUUUAUUAGUGGCAGCGCAGAAGUUGACCGUUAUAGUUCGAUUUACAUAUGUGCAUAAUUUUUUGUUUUGUUUAAACUGUGACUCGCGUAUUGAAAGUGAAAAUGCCACAAGAUAUUUUGGAACGUCAAAAUCAAACCAUAAAUGGCAGUAUGAAGGAUAAAUACGGGCGACCUGCUACACCAUCUGCAACAUUCACGAAUGCUGCAUUCACCAACGAUGAGCACGGUGCUGAGACGAUUUUUCGGCGCAAAAGUGGUAACGCCAAUAGUUUGCAGCUGGCAGAGAACGGCAACGCCAAAGAAACAGCUAUCCAAAAUCCGUCGUCCUUGGAUUUCGAUGACAUAUUGCCAAUGAUUGGAGAGUUUGGAAAAUAUCAGAAAAUAUUGUUUCUUCUAAUGAUUCCUUUCGCGACAUUUGUGGCCUUCGUUUAUUUUUCACAAAUUUUCAUGACUUUAGUGCCAGAGCAACAUUGGUGUACUGUACCAGAAUUAGAAGUUCUAACUGUGGAAGAAAGAUUGGCCCUCUCGAUACCUAGAAUGUCUGGAAUUCGGGAAUACGACAAUUGCAAGAUGUAUGAUGUAAAUUAUACGGAAUUAUUGGCCAAGCGCAGGCGUAAAGCCGAUCCAAGCUGGCCCGUAGUAAAUUGCCGCCAUGGCUGGUCAUAUAAUUUUACCGGUUAUCCAUAUGCCACAGUAGCAACCGAACAGAAUUGGGUUUGUGAGCAUGAUGCGCUGCCAACUUACGCCCAAUCGAUUUUCUUUAUGGGGGCUAUUGUUGGUGGUUUACUUUUUGGUUGGAUCGCUGAUAAAUUUGGGCGUAUACCUGCAUUAGUUGGAUGUAACUUAAUUGGUUUUGCGGCUGGUGUGGGUACUGCAUUCACUACAAACUUCUGGCAGUUCGCUUUGAUGAGAUUUUUUGUAGGAUUCGCUUUUGACAAUUGUUUCACGAUGAUGUAUAUUCUGGUACUUGAGUACGUUGGUCCUAGGUAUCGCACAUUUGUGGCCAAUAUGUCAAUAGCGUUAUUCUUUACUGCCGCAGCCUGUUUACUACCUUGGAUUGCGUAUUUUAUUGCAAACUGGAAAUUAUUUGCCAUCGUCACGUCUGCCCCUCUUAUUUUGGUUAUAUUAACCCCUUUCGUUAUACCAGAGUCGGCAAGGUGGCUCGUAUCACAGGGCAAAGUGGAUAAGGCUAUAUCUAUAUUGAAGAGACUCGAAAAAGUGAAUGGAAAGCACGUGCCCACAGGAACGUAUCAAACGUUCAGUGCCAGUUGUUUGAAAAUGAAGCAGGAAGAGACGAAAAAUAGUAGUUAUUCAAUUUUAGAUCUCUUUAAAACACCUCGUUUGCGACAAACCACACUUCUGCUUAUUGUAAUUUGGAUGGCAAUUUCAUUAGUAUUUGAUGGUCAUGUGCGAAAUGUGAGCUCACUGGGAGUAAACGUGUUCUUCACAUUUACUGUGGCUUGCUUCACAGAAUUCCCGGCAGAUAGCAUCCUUACAUUAAUACUAGACAAAUGGGGACGUCGUUGGUUGGCAUGUGGCUCUAUGAUUGCCAGUGGUAUUUUCAGUUUGCUCGCUACACUUGUACCACCUGGGAUUUACUUUGCCUCUUUAGCUAUUAUGGGCCGUUUCUUUGUUAAUAUUUCAUACAACAUUGGCUUGCAAUAUGCCGCUGAAAUUCUGCCGACUGUCGUCCGAGCCCAAGGAGUCGCCUUCAUUCACAUUAUGGGCUACGUUGCGAGUAUUAUAGCUCCCUUUGUUGUGUAUUUAGAAAAAGUUUCUCCGGCUCUGCCGCUUAUUAUUCUGGGUGGUUUAGGAAUCUUUGGCGGUUUACUAGCUUUACUAUUACCAGAAACGCUGAAUCACGAUCUUCCACAAUCUCUAGCAGAUGGUGAAGAUUUUGGACGAGGACAAAGUAUUUGGGAUUUCCCGUGCUUGACAAAAAAACUGGAUGAACACACCACUGGAGAAGUGCGACCACAAAACUUUGUCCGUUCAACACAAACUGGAGCAUCGCUUCGAUCUUCCACCCGGGGAGAAUUUCGUUCGAGUAUUUUAAGAAGAUCAGUGAAUUCCCGUUACUCAUCAAGGCUAUAAAUAUUUACACUUAGUUUUUACUAGAAAAUAAUAUUCAUAAGUAUAUUUGAAGCAAAGCUUCCUUAACAUUGUUCAAGAAGUUAAUUGAGUCCAUACACUUGUGAUAUUAGUACUAAGUACACGUGUCAAACGCAUUUAACGAAUACUUUAGUUCUUACGAAU
Anastrepha obliqua is the source of this 2408-nucleotide messenger RNA. Its product is annotated as carcinine transporter. Gene Ontology annotation, molecular function: transmembrane transporter activity. The transcript is spliced from 4 exons. The record is from RefSeq and is a predicted model, not a curated record. The coding region runs from base 255 to 2246 and encodes 663 amino acids. Gene Ontology annotation, biological process: transmembrane transport. NCBI's taxonomy places the organism in Eukaryota, Metazoa, Arthropoda, Insecta, Diptera, Tephritidae. Gene Ontology annotation, cellular component: membrane.